Paramisgurnus dabryanus is the source of this 2079-nucleotide messenger RNA. It is a transcript of the gene lcp2b, whose product is annotated as lymphocyte cytosolic protein 2b. The record is from RefSeq and is a predicted model, not a curated record. Gene Ontology annotation, biological process: cell surface receptor protein tyrosine kinase signaling pathway; intracellular signal transduction. Gene Ontology annotation, molecular function: protein binding. NCBI's taxonomy places the organism in Eukaryota, Metazoa, Chordata, Actinopteri, Cypriniformes, Cobitidae.
UGCGGUUGACUGAUGAGUGCCUUCAUCUCUCUCACCUUGGUGUUAGAUUACAUGCUGUUCUCUUCUCAAAAGGAAUGUUUCCUUUUUCUGUGUUUGUAAAAUACAAUGUAUAACAGGCGAAUGGAUGGAAGUCAAUUUACUGCAACUGUAAACUUUUAUUUACAUGCAACUAUGGUCCACCUUUUUUGUCAUGCUAUAAAACAUGCACCCUUACCAUGCUCAUUGUGUAUGACGUUGUGUGCAAUGCAGCUUUGGCUUAAAAUGACACUUAAUGUUACUUCUUUGACUUGCAUGUCUUUGGUGAUGAGGCACUUCCUCUCUACAACGUUACAGGAAAUACAGAUAGCUGUGUUUCUUUAUGGUCAUCAACAACUUCGUGAAUAGUCGUUCUCAUCAAAGUCAUACUGUGGCGUAAGUCAUAUCUGCUUCAUUUUUCAGUUGUAAAAGUCGACUUUCUAUCUAUUGCAAAAACAGGUUUUAUAACCACAAUGAGUUCUGAUCUACCAUCCAAGUCAGAGGUGAUGGGCUGGAACUCUGCAAGCCUGGCUGACUAUCUUAAAAGAAUGAGACUGGCGGGGUGUGACAAAGUAGUGAAGAAAAGUAACAUGACUGGCGCAAGAUUUUUGAACAUGUCUGAUAAAGAUCUCAAGCAGUUUCCCACAGCACAUAUACCAUAUAUCACAAAGAUCAGCAAAGAUAUUAAUCAGAAUAAUAAACAAAGAAAAAACCUAUUUCAUCGAUCAGAACAACCGAAGCCUCCAAAGCAAGAAGCUAAUGCUGCCGCUUGGGAUUCUGAUGAAUUUGACCAGGAAGACAGUGACAGUGACUAUGAGGAGCCAGAUGUUAACACCUGUGAAGACAACUACAUUUGUGCAGACCAAUGUAAUGAAGAUGGAUCCAGUGAGGAUGACUAUGAACCACCCCCCACCGAAAAGCCAUUAGAUAUACCAAGUCACUUUCGUGUUGCCAAGCCUCUGGGCGACGGAGACUAUUUGGACAGCGGCCCUUGUGCUUCCCGUGAUCGGAAUGCAAGGCCCACCACAGCCAACAAAUCUGCAUCCCUUCCAAAGGGGCUUAAUAUAUUUAAGCCUUCGGCACGACCAGAUCCAUCUCCACACAGGCCUAUGCCUCCUUCCAGUAAAUCAUUCACGGGGACUCCUGGCCCAGCUGUGCCAAAGGUGGAUCGGAGUAAGAAACCCAGCUUUCCUUUUCCAGUCAAAAAAAGUUCCAACAAACCAGCAAAAGGUCACAUUGAAAAAAAUACUAACAACUUACCAAUGCCUCCCCCAGUGUCUGAAGCAAGAUUUAACUUACCACCAAGCACAGAGUUUCCUCCCCCACCUCCAAUGAUGAUGGGGCAGGACAUGGAUCCCCAGUGGUACGUGGGUCAAAUGAGUCGUGGAGAAGCAGAAGUCUCCCUCAGACACGUAAAUAAAGAUGGCGCUUUCUUAAUAAGAGACAGCUCAAAGGGAUGCACAGAGCAGCCAUACACACUAAUGGUGCUGUACCAGCACAAAGUGUACAACAUCCAGAUUCGUUUCCUUGGAAACAAGGAUGGCUAUUCCCUGGGCACUGGCAUGAAAGGCGUUGAGAAUUUCGCCAGCGUUAUGGAUAUUGUCACGCAUCACAUGAAGGCCCCACUAAUUCUGAUAGAUGGAAUGGACCGUGGAGCUGGACCUCAGCGACAGUGCUGUCUCAUGUUCCCAGCUGGUUUUUGAGACAGACUGUAGAAAAGCAAUCUACAAUGCUGACUGGGUUCCAGUAUUAAACAGACAUGGAGAUCAGUAGCAGUUUGUGAUUAGAUUGUAACAACUUUAAUUUAUUUAAACAGAAUAUUAGACCUAACAAUGUACAUAUGCACUCAGCUUUGCAUUAGUAAAUCAUAUUCAGAUUCUCUUUCAAUAUGGUUUUAAAACAUUUCAUACAAUUAUGCCAUGCAUAUAUUUUUUUCCAAAAGAAACUUUAAUGCAAUAUGACUAUAGGUUUAAACAUGUCUUUCAAGUGCUUGCUUUUUCCUAUUAGAUUGUACCGUUAAAGUAACACAGCACAUAUUAUAAAUAAAUCCACUCUACUAAUUUA